Molecule: messenger RNA, 4022 nt
Organism: Xenopus laevis (African clawed frog)
Lineage: Eukaryota; Metazoa; Chordata; Amphibia; Anura; Pipidae
Gene: ccdc80.S
Product: coiled-coil domain-containing protein 80
Exons: 9
Coding region: 344-3223 (959 amino acids)
Biological process (GO): extracellular matrix organization; positive regulation of cell-substrate adhesion
Cellular component (GO): basement membrane
Source: RefSeq, a predicted model, not a curated record
UUGGUGCUUCAGUUGGGUAGGAGGCGGUGUUGUGCUGAUCACUUAAAUUCUUCCCUAACUUGCUCUGUGACUUGCAGUAGCUGCUGCUGUUCUCUAUUUGCUUUGGAGCAGAGUUAAAUUUCCUAACAUGAAACCCAACUAUUAAAAAGUUAGAAACUGCAUUACUGUAUAUUAACCCCUAGUCAUCCUUGGUGGAGACAAAGAAGGACCAAGAAGCAAAGCAUGACACAGAGGAGUACAACAGUUUGAAUGCACAUGGAUUGAAAGGGCAGCUUGGCCUUGGUAAAGAACAGAUAUGGAUGCUUAAACUGCCACUAUUACACAAAAGAAAACAGGCAAGUACAUGAUGAACUGGAUAGUAAUAUUACGACCAACUAUUCUGGUAGCAGUGUGGUUAGUAUGCUCUUCAGAUAUAUCACAAGGGACUUCCCCUAGUAGGGACAAUGGAAAUGUUGAACGGCACAGGACAUCACACAGAGGCAGCAACCCAGGUUCUUCUACAAGAAGACCAAUUAAUUCUCAAAGACGUUACCCUAUAGUAAAAAACCAAGGGUCUCAUGUUUUUCAAAAAAACAAAGAAGAAGAUAAAAGCAGUUUGUCUGAAAGUAUGUUAAAUGAUGAAGGUCAAAGACACAAAACACAUGAAAAUCAGGGUCAGAGACAUGCUGGUAACAGAAAUGCAAUGCGAAUGUUAAAAGAUGAUAGUGGAACAGCUGUGCGGUCAAGAAUGGCACGUUUUCCUUCCACUUCAAAUUCUCCAAAUAUCCUUGCAAGUUUUGCGGGAAAAAAUAGAGUUUGGAUCAUCUCUGCACCACAUGCGUCUGAUGGCUACUACAGGCUCAUGAUGAGUCUAUUAAAAAACGAUGUGUACUGUGAACUUGCUGAAAGGCAUAUUCAACAAAUAAUAUUGUUUCAUGAAGAAGGUGAGGAAGGGGGUACAAUUAGAAGAAUUACUAAUGAUGGAAAAAUUAUGGAACAGACUCUGGACAAAUCUCUUAUACCAAAGUUGAUGAGUUCAUUAAAGCUAGAGAAAGGAAAAUUCGGUAUGGUUCUUCUCAAAAAGACUUUACAAGUGGAAGAAAGGUAUCCUUAUCCAGUACGUCUGGAAGCUAUGUAUGAGGUUGUUGACCAAAGCCCCAUAAGACGCAUAGAGAAACUUAGACAAAAAGGUUUUGUACAAAAAUGUAAGGCUGCUGGAGUUGAAGGACAGGUACAAGAAGAGGGACAGUCUGAGGGUAGCAACAUAAAAAAUGUAAAACCUACACAAUCUAGUGCGACUGUCCAAACAUCAUCAAGAAAAGAAGAGACCAAGAAAAGUGUUGUAACACCUACACGAUUCUCUAGAGUGAAACCUACAAGGAAAUCAAUUGCACCUCCAACACAAUCAACAACUAGAGCAACUACAGUUUUUCCAUCAACUAAGGCAACUACAAGAAUACUGACUACAGCAUCAAGGCCACCCACAACAAUACCUACAACAGUGAGUCCAACAACACAGAAAAUGUGGACAACUAAAAUGUUUACUUCUCCAGAGCUUCACAAAUAUGUCAUCCAGUCUGAAACAACAACAAGGGAACCAGACACUCAAAGGCAGUACAUCCCUGUGAGAAAUGAUAAGAACAGAAAUAGACAGUAUGUACAGACGGGAAAGAGCCGUUCUACUACAAGCAGAGCAAAUAAAGUGGCACUCCAUACAGAGGCUCCAGUUAUUCCAACAACCAGGACAGAGCUAACUACCAAAGCAAACACAGCACAGUUUGUAGAUAACCAGACAGACAAAAAGGUUCAUAGCACACAUGAUGUCACUCCAAGUCAAAAGAAAUUUACAAAGACAAAGUCACCCAAAAAGAAAGCGGUAGAUAAAAUAUUAAACAAUGAAUAUGAGGAAAAAAUUGACACUGGUAAAGUUACUACUCCCCACGUUUAUUACACCACAGAAGAAUCAAAUGUUCAACAGCAAAAGGAAAAAGAUCAAAGAAAGGAGGAAACACUAGACAAAACCGAUAAAAAGAAAAAGAAGAGUGAAAAAAUAGAUAAGCCACCCAAAAAAGAGAAGCCAGCAAAGAAGGAUACAACUGAGAAGAAAGACAAACCUGAAAAAGAUCGCAACAAAAAAAACAAGAAAGCUAGCAAAAAUGAUAACAAUGGAUUUAUGAAACCAGAGAAAAAAGUAUUUGUUGAAAGCCCCAAAAGAUCAUUAGCAACAUUGCUUGCAAAUUUUGAAGGAAAAAGAAGACUACUGCUAAUAACAUCACCAAAAGAAGAGAAUAAGAUGUAUUCUCAGCAGCGGGAUGAGUAUUUGGAGACAGUGUGUGAAAUGGCUGUACGGAAAAUUUCUAUUGUUACAAUCUUUGGAACUCUGACAAACAGCACCAUGAAGAUUGACCACUUUCAGUUAGAUAAUGAGAAGCCAAUGAAAGUGAUUGGAGAGGAUGAUCUGCUGGACGUUGAUCUGAUAACUGAAUUAAGGAAAGAGUAUGGCAUGACUUACAAUGAUUUCUUUAUGGUGCUAACAGAUUUAGAUAUGAAAGUCAAGCAAUACUAUGAAGUCCCUAUUAGCAUGAAAUCAGUGUUUGACCUAGUAGAUACGUUUCAGUCCAGAAUUAAGGAAAUGGAAAAACAAAAGCAGGAUGGAAUAACAUGCAAAAGAGAAGACAAAACCAGGUCUCUAGAAAAUUUCCUUUCAAGGUUCCGCUGGAGGCGAAGACUGCUUGUUAUUUCUGCUCCAAAUGAUGAAGAAUGGGCCUAUCAGCAGCAGCUUUAUGCACUAAGUGGACAAGCAUGUAAUAUGGGACUUCGUCACCUUGCAGUGCUAAAAAUGGUUGGCUUGGGAGUUGAUGGGAACGGUGUAUUUGAACUCUACCCUAUUAAUGGAAGCUCCAGUGUUGAAAGGGAAGAUCUUUCUUUUAAUUUGGUGAAAGACAUACGAAACUACUUUCAAGUCAGCCCUGAAUAUUUCUCCAUGUUACUUGUUGGCAAAGAUGGCAAUGUGAAGUCAUGGUACCCUUCUCCAAUGUGGUCCAUGGCCAUUGUGUACGAUUUAAUAGACUCCAUGCAACUCCGGAGACAAGAAAUGGCCAUUCAGCAAUCAUUGGGUAUGCGCUGCCCAGAGGAUGAGUAUGGUGGAUAUGGCUACCAUGGUUACCCUCAUCAGGGGUAUGAGGAAGGCUAUCAGGACGAUCAUCAACACCAUGAAGGAUACUAUCACAGAUAUCAAGACUAACCAAAAUCAUGUAUGGAAAGGAGAAAAGGAGUUUCAAAAAAAGGAUCUAGAAGUGUAAAUUACAAUACAAUUGCUCUUUCAGUAGCACAGCUGUAAAAAAACAUAUUUUGUAGAUUUUUUUUAAAGAAACUGAUUCGAACCAUUUUCCAUUGUUAAUGGCAGUAUAUCAUGUAGUUUAGGCUACUUUACUCUUUAUAUAUGAAUAUAUUUUGAUGUGUAUUUAUGGGAAAAACACUUGGAUACACACAGCAUCACAAACACAUCCGUGGAGGUAGUCAUACAUACAGUGUUAUUUUACAAAUGCAGAUAUGGGUUCUUCUGGUCCAUAGCUUGUUCAAGAAAGUGUUUUGUGUGCAACAAUUUUUCUUGCAUGUGUUUUAACAAUGUCAUUUUUGUAAAACAAAUGUCUACAUUUCAUUGUUAAAUGUGAGAACUUUACAUGUGCACAUCUUGCAAAGCUGCAUUAUCUAUAAUUGUACCAGCAGGAGAAUUGUUACAGUAAUAGUUUGAGUGCCUGAAUCUUAAUUUUGGCACAGGGGCAUUAACUAAGUUUUGCACAAAUGGCAAAGGUAGCUGAGAACAGAUAAACUCAUGUGAGGGGAAAGAGAGCAUUCCUAUAUCGAGGCUUAGUAACUGGUUCUAAACAGCCAAAAAUGUUACGAUUAUUGUUGGUCUAAUUGGCCUCCAAGACACACUUUAUGCUAUUCAUAUAUUUUUGUCCAAUAAAGCAUCAGCAGAUCUUCAGUGUUAACCAUGGACAAUGUCUUGUUUAUUUAAUAAAACAAGAAAUGUAAAGCUA